AUGACAAAAGAUAUUGCAAAGCAUAUUGACUCUUGUGAAUGUCAACUUAUUAAAAAGGGAAUCGGUAAUGCAAUUUCGCCACUAAAGCCAAUUUAUAUCACAUCUCCAUUUGAGAAAGUGGGAAUUGAUAUACUUGGUCCUUUGCCUCCUUCUUUAGGGAAAGAAUACAUCAUUGUGACCACCGAAUACUUUACUCGGUGGGUAGAAAUGAAGGCUUUGGCAAAGAAAAAUGCACUAAGUACUGCAAAAUUUUUGGUUGAAAAUAUUUUCUCACACCCCGGCUGCCCUAAGACAAUCGUUAGUAAUCAAGGCCGUAAUUUUAUUGCUGAUACUAUUAAAGAAAUCGCUGCGUUUAUGAAUACCAAAUGGCAACUGUCAACCACUUAUCAUCCUCAGAAUAACGGGUUGACUGAAAGAAUCGAACGAUUUGUCAGAUGUUAA
This is a messenger RNA of Tetranychus urticae (two-spotted spider mite), 441 nucleotides long. Lineage: Eukaryota; Metazoa; Arthropoda; Arachnida; Trombidiformes; Tetranychidae. The record is from RefSeq and is a predicted model, not a curated record.